Molecule: messenger RNA, 2022 nt
Organism: Choloepus didactylus (southern two-toed sloth)
Lineage: Eukaryota; Metazoa; Chordata; Mammalia; Pilosa; Megalonychidae
Gene: KIF2B
Product: kinesin family member 2B
Exons: 1
Coding region: 1-2022 (673 amino acids)
Biological process (GO): microtubule-based movement
Molecular function (GO): microtubule binding; ATP binding; microtubule motor activity
Source: RefSeq, a predicted model, not a curated record
AUGGCCAGCCAGUUCUGCCUCCCGCUCGCCCCGCGCCUCUCGCCCCUGAGACCCGUGAAGCCACACUUCGGAGACAUCCGAGUGGGCAUCUGCGUGGCGAUCAAGCGCAGUGACGGGCGGAUCCACCUUGCUAUGGUCACAGAGAUAAAGAGAGAAAACGCUUUGGUCACAGUAGAGUGGAUCGAGAAAGGAAUCAAAAAAGGAAAGAAGAUUGAUCUAGAGACCAUAUUCCUGCUGAAUCCAGCGCUGGCCUCGUCUGAACACCCAAAGCAGUCCAGGCCGUUGUCCCCCUUUUCUCUAGCACCAUCUGCCAUUGGAGACCGGCGUAUGGCCACGCGGUGGAUGACAAUGAGUCCCAGGAAAAACGAAACACCCUCAGGGGACAGCCCGUCCGUGGGGGUUCCCAGCCACCCUUGCAUUAUGAAGUGGAAAAAGUCAGCCUGUUUACGCGAAAUUGAGAAACUGGAGAAGCAGAGGGAGAAGCGCAGGCAGCAGCAGCUGGAGAUUCGAGCACGACGCGCCCUUGACGUCAACAGGGGAAACCCCAACUAUGAACUCGUGCGCAUGAUCGAUGAGUACCGCAGGCACCUGGACAGUAGCAAGAUGUCUGGCUUGGAGCCCCUGGAAGACCAUCGGAUCUGCGUCUGCGUGAGGAAACGACCUCUCAACCAGCGAGAGACCACCAUGAAGGACCUGGAUAUCAUCACCAUCCCCUCGGAUAACGUGGUCAUGGUGCACGAAUCCAAGCAGAAGUUGGACCUCACCCGCUACCUGGAGAACCAGACCUUCUGCUUUGACCAUGCCUUUGAUGACACUGCCUCCAACGAGUUAGUGUACCAGUUCACUGCCCAGCCGCUGGUGGAGUCCAUCUUCCGCAAGGGCAUGGCCACCUGCUUUGCCUAUGGGCAGACAGGCAGCGGGAAAACGCACACCAUGGGUGGAGACUUUUCAGGCAGGGCCCAGGAUUGCUCUAAAGGUAUCUAUGCCCUGGUAGCUCAGGAUGUCUUCUUUCUGCUCAAAAACCCCAUUUAUGAGACGCUUGACCUCAAGGUCUAUGGGACAUUUUUUGAGAUAUAUGGGGGCAAGGUGUAUGAUUUGUUGAACUGGAAGAAGAAACUGCAAGUUCUUGAGGAUGGCAAUCAGCAAAUCCAGGUGGUCGGGCUGCAGGAACAGGAGGUGUGCUGUGUGGAGGACGUGCUGAACCUCGUGGAAACUGGGAACAGCUGCCGGACUUCCGGACAGACAUCUGUCAAUGCCCACUCUUCCAGGAGCCACGCGGUGUUCCAGAUCAUCCUGAAGUCAAGAGGAAAACUGCAUGGCAAGUUUUCCCUCAUUGAUUUGGCUGGGAACGAAAGGGGAGCAGAUACUGCCAAAGCCAACAGAAAGAGGCAGCUGGAAGGGGCCGAGAUUAACAAGAGUCUCCUUGCCCUUAAGGAAUGUAUCCGAGCUUUGGGUCAGAAUAAGGUUCAUACCCCAUUCAGAGCCAGCAAACUCACACAGGUACUCCGGGAUUCCUUUAUAGGCCAGAACUCCUCGACUUGCAUGAUUGCUACUAUCUCUCCAGGAAUGACCUCUUGUGAAAACACCCUCAACACUUUAAGAUAUGCAAACAGAGUAAAAGAAUUAACUCUAGAUGUCGGACCUCCCCAUGGUUGCCUCUAUCCGGGUGAACAUGAGGCACCAAGGAUGUUACAAAACCACAUUAGGAAUUCAGAAAUGUCCCUUCACAGGAAUGAACUUAUUAAAAUGCCUUGUGCACAGAGUGAGGAGGGGCAAGAGAUUAAAGAAGUAGUUGAAACAUUAUCGACUUCAUCAACAGAGAAUACAGUGACCUCAUGGAAGGAGUCCAGCCAAUGGCUGGGGAACAUUCCAGAGACAGCUGAUGGGGUAAACAAUGAUGUAGAUUUUUGCAUUGCCCAGUUAUUGUCUAUUUUGGAUGAGAAAAUCUGUGUUUUGACUGAGAUCCAAAAGAAACUGAAAUUAUUACGAGCUGACCUCCAAAAGAAGAGCAAGGUAGAGUGA